AGUGUUUCAGUGUUAAUGUGAAUCCGCGUUAAUUGAUCCUGCUCGUCGUCCGGUCUCUCCAUCCUUUCUCCUCCUUCUGCAAUGCUCACAAAGGCGUUUUGUGUACUAGGUCUGGCCGCCCUGACUCUGGCCCGCAGUUUCGCCCUCCCACCCCAUCGAUCUUUUGGCGUUGUCGGCGAGAAUGCGACCUUCGACUACGUAGUCAUCGGUGGAGGAACGGCGGGGCUGGUGAUGGCAGCGCGACUAUCCCAGAGUGGGCAAUCGGUGGCGAUCGUCGAAGCAGGGGGCUUCUAUGAGCAAGACGUAGGCAAUAUCAGCACGAUCCCCUCCAACUCGGUCUGGUAUGCUGGCGCUGCCCCCAAUGACACCAACCCCGCCAUUGACUGGGGGUUCGUCACCACUCCACAAGCUGGGUUGGCGAAUCGCCGGCUACACUACGCACGCGGGAAAUGCCUCGGGGGAAGCUCGGCCCGGAAUUAUUUCACGUACAUGCGCGCCACGCGUCAAGCAUACGAGAAGUGGGCCCAGGAGGUGGGCGACACUGAGUACUCGCUGGAGCGGUUUGCGCCACACAUGCAGCGCGCGAUACGCUUUACCCCUGCCGACAACCAACAACGCGCCCCCAAUGCCUCCGUUCCCAAUGCCGGGGCGGGGUUUGCAGCGAGUGACGGUCCUCUGCAGGUGUCCAUCCCUCCCUGGGCCAAUCCAUUCUCGUCCUUUGUCAAGCGUGCGUGGGAACAGCUGGGAAUUGGCCCCAUCCGCGACUUCGUAACGGGCAGUCUCUUCGGCGUGCAGUACAACAUGAACACCAUUGACCCAGCAGACCAGUCGCGGAGCUCGUCCGAAUCCGCCUUCCUGCACCUAACCCUAACCAGCGGCGUCUCGCGAGUGUACAACCAUACCCUGGCCCACCGCAUUCUCUUCGACGGGACCACUGCCACCGGCGUGCUGGUCGAGACCGAUGGGGUCGAGUAUGUUCUCUCCGCACGCCAAGAGGUGAUCCUUUCAGCCGGUAGCUUCCAAUCCCCUCAGCUGCUAAUGCUCUCCGGCAUCGGCCCCGCCGCGACCUUGCAAGAGCACCACAUCCCCCUCGUCGUGCCUCUCCCCGGCGUGGGCCAGAAUAUGUGGGACCACCUGCUGUUCGGCCUCAGCUAUCGCGUCACGCCGCUUACACACUCUGCGCUGAGCAGCAUCAAAGGAGACGUCCUCACAGCCGCAACGGCAGCCUACUACACCAACCAGACGGGACUCCUCACCAACCCCGGCGGGGAUCUGGUCGCCUGGGAGAAGCUGCCGGCUGCGGAGCGCGCCGCCGGGCUCAGCGUUGACACGCAGGCCGCGCUCGCGCAGUUCCCCGCCGACUGGCCGGAGCUGGAGUACCUGGUGCUAGAUGCGUACAGCGGCGACAACCAGAACUAUAUCACGGCGAUCCCGCCGGGCGAUGACCCCGCGCGCAGCUUCAUGUACGCCUCGCCCAGCGCCGUGCUGGUCGCCCCGCUCAGCCGCGGCGCCGUCACCCUCGCCUCGUCCAACGCCGCCGACCCCCCGCGCAUCGACCCCAACUGGCUCACUCACCCCGCCGAUCAGGAGCUGGCCGUCGCCGCGUUCCGUCGCCUGCGCGCCAUGAUGGCGACGGAGGAGAUGCAGGCCGUCACCGUCGCCGAGGUGUAUCCCGGCGCCAACAUGACCACCGACGCUCAGAUCCUCGACCUCAUCCGCGGCAACGCCAUCAUGACCUUCCAUGCCGCUUGUACCUGCAAGAUGGGCCGUCGCGACGAUCCCAUGGCGGUCGUCGAUGCCCAGGCCCGCGUGUUUGGCACGCAGCGGUUGCGAGUCGUCGAUGCCUCGGCUAUGCCCUUCCUGCCCCCGGGGCAUCCGCAGGCUACGAUUUAUGGCCUCGCGGAGAAAAUUGCAGAUGAUAUCAUCCGCGCGAAUUCUGUGUCAGCGGAUAUACUAGACACACACAUGGCCGAUGGAGAGUGACAUGGAGGCGGUUAAUUGGAGUGUAUAGCACAGCAGACAGUCCUACUUAAUGUAAAUAUGAUCACGCAGCACGAUUCAAAAUGAAACACCCAAAGUCCGU
Molecule: messenger RNA, 2083 nt
Organism: Aspergillus homomorphus CBS 101889
Lineage: Eukaryota; Fungi; Ascomycota; Eurotiomycetes; Eurotiales; Aspergillaceae
Product: GMC family oxidoreductase
Exons: 5
Coding region: 82-1983 (633 amino acids)
Biological process (GO): secondary metabolite biosynthetic process
Molecular function (GO): oxidoreductase activity, acting on CH-OH group of donors; flavin adenine dinucleotide binding
Source: RefSeq, a predicted model, not a curated record